AUGGGGGACGCUGGUAACUACGAGCUCGACCAGCCACAAGGAAAGCUGGAUGUAGAGUCCUUGCUCUCACAGUUAACACUUACCGAAAAGGUUGCCCUCACAGCAGGCAAAGAUUUCUGGCAUACGAACCCAAUUCCGAGGUUAUCCAUACCAUCAAUCAGGCUUUCUGACGGACCGAACGGUGUCAGAGGCACACGGUUCUUCGAUGGAACACCCUCAGCAUGUCUUCCUUGCGGGACUGCAAUCGGAGCAACUUUCGAUGAGUCUCUCGCACGUCAGCUCGGUCGCCUUCUCGGUGAUGAAGCCAAAGCCAAAGGUGCACACGUUUUGUUAGGGCCAACCAUUAAUAUUCAGAGAUCGCCACUUGGAGGACGAGGUUUUGAAUCAUACUCCGAAGACCCAUUUCUCUCAGGGGUGAUUGCUGGUAAUUAUUGCAAAGGUGUUCAAGACAAGGAUAUCGUUCCAACUUUGAAGCAUUUUGUCUGCAAUGAUCAAGAGCACGAGAGAAUGGCGGUUAAUGCCAUUGUCACGGAACGCGCCUUGCGCGAGAUCUACCUGGCCCCUUUUCAAACUGCCAUCAAGCUGGCACAACCUGGUGCCGUUAUGUCAGCAUACAACAAGGUCAAUGGCACGCAUGCGUCCGAAAAUAAGCGUCUUCUCGAGGAUAUUCUUCGGAAGGAGUGGGCUUGGGAUGGUCUGGUCAUGAGCGAUUGGUUUGGUACCUACAGCACCACCGAAGCAAUUGAGGCUGGACUCGAUCUUGAAAUGCCCGGAUCUACCAGGUUUCGAGGGGCAGCUCUGACCCACGCAGUCUCAUCCAACAAGGUCAAGGAGACGGAGCUCGACAACCGCGUGCGCAACGUUCUGAACUUGAUCAACAAAACUCGCGCUGCUGCAAUACCAGAGGAUGCGCCCGAAACUGAGCUAAACCGGCCAUCAGACCGGGCGUUGAUGCGUCAAGCAGCAGCUGAAGCCAUUGUUCUGCUAAAGAAUGAGGACAAUAACCUACCCCUAAAGAAGGAGAAGCCAAUACUUGUUAUCGGACCUAAUGCAAAGAUUGCAACAUACUGUGGAGGGGGAAGUGCAUCGCUGAGACCAUAUGCGGCAGUCACACCCUUUGAUGGCAUUGUCUCACAAUCAACAUCCGAUGUUUUGUUCACGCAAGGAGCAUUCGCGCAUAAGCUCCUUCCUGAGGUUGGAUCAAGUUUACGGACUGAAGAUGGUAAAGUUGGAUUUUCUCUCAAAGUCUUCAAUGAGCCACAUGGAUCAAGCCAUCGGACCCUGAUCGAGGAGCGACAUCUUACCGAUGCCAAUAUGUGGUUUAUCGACUUUGCAAACCCCAAACUAAACAAGACUUGGUAUGCAGACAUCCAGGGUAUCUUUACUCCAGAUGAGUCCGCAGAUUAUGAUUUCGGCCUAUCCGUGCAUGGCACAGGGCGACUGUUCAUUAAUGAACAGUUGGUGGUGUCGAACAUGGAGAAUCAGAAACCAGGGUCGGCGUUCCUGGGUUCCGGUACUGUUGAAGAGAAGGGUACCGUCCGUCUUGAGCAAGGUCACCACUAUAAACUGCUUGUACAGUGGGGCUGCGCCGAGACAUCACAGCUGAAACAAGGCGGACUUGUCGACUUUGGUCAAGGUGGUGUACGCAUAGGCUCUGCAGUUAGCUUGUCUCGAGAGCAAGCGAUUGCUGAUGCCGCCAAACUCGCAAAACAAGCCGAGCAAGUCGUCAUCUUUGCAGGCUUGACUGGAGAAUGGGAAUCUGAGGGGUAUGAUCGAGAGAAUAUGGAUCUCCCUCCUGGUACCGAUGACCUGAUAUCUCAUGUCCUUGAUGCCAACCCGAACAGUGUUGUUGUCAUUCAAAGCGGCACGCCCGUAGGAAUGCCUUGGAUCAAUAAAGCUAAAUCUGUCCUUCAUGCAUGGUUCGGAGGCAAUGAGACAGGAAAUGGGCUUGCUGACGUGAUUUAUGGUACUGUCAACCCUUCCGCAAAGCUACCUUUGACAAUCCCAAAACGUGUCAGCGACAAUCCUGCAUUCUUGAAUUACCGUUCUGAAGGUGGCCGAACCCUGUACGGAGAAGACAUCUAUGUCGGUUAUAGAUGGUACGACAAAGUUGGCAUCGAGCCACUAUUUCCUUUCGGUCACGGUCUCAGCUAUACGGACUUCAAAAUCGAGUCCCUGUCGAUCGUGGAUCAUGGAACAGAAAAGGUCUGCAAGGUGAAUGUGACAAACACCGGGUCUGUUGCAGGUGCAGAGGUCGUACAAGCCUACAUAAGCCCGCCUAAAGCUUCUGAUACAGCGAGUGGAAUUCAACGCGCCACCAAAGAACUGAGAGGCUUCAACAAGAUCUACCUGGAGGCCAAGCAGGCUCGAGAAGUGGCUAUUCCUAUUGAUGUGCUCCGCGCAACGAGCUUCUGGGAUGAGGCGAGGAACAGUUGGUGCUCAGAGAAGGGCACAUAUAAAGUCUUGGUCGGAUCAAGUUCUCAAGGUCCGUUUUUGGAAACAGAACUUGAGGUUUCCAAGACUCAAUGGUGGAAUGGAUUGUGA
Exophiala bonariae is the source of this 2544-nucleotide messenger RNA. RefSeq lists its product as uncharacterized. The coding region runs from base 1 to 2544 and encodes 847 amino acids. Gene Ontology annotation, biological process: glucan catabolic process. The transcript has a single exon. The record is from RefSeq and is a predicted model, not a curated record. Gene Ontology annotation, molecular function: beta-glucosidase activity. NCBI's taxonomy places the organism in Eukaryota, Fungi, Ascomycota, Eurotiomycetes, Chaetothyriales, Herpotrichiellaceae.